Gymnodraco acuticeps is the source of this 2053-nucleotide messenger RNA. RefSeq names its product insulin-like growth factor binding protein 1a (gene igfbp1a). The record is from RefSeq and is a predicted model, not a curated record. Gene Ontology annotation, molecular function: insulin-like growth factor I binding; insulin-like growth factor II binding. Gene Ontology annotation, biological process: regulation of insulin-like growth factor receptor signaling pathway. The coding region runs from base 219 to 1001 and encodes 260 amino acids. Gene Ontology annotation, cellular component: extracellular region. Lineage: Eukaryota; Metazoa; Chordata; Actinopteri; Perciformes; Bathydraconidae. The transcript has 4 exons.
CUUUUCAGAAAUCAUUCAUAACGCGGAUGCGUCAAACACUCACCCGGCUAUAAAUACGGCUGCGCGCAACGCACAGUUAGACAUUUUCCCAAAAUCAAACGCAAGACGCAACUGAGCAAGAACCGUGGGAAUCCGGCUUCUUUACCUUUGAUUCAACCUCUCUACCUUGCUCUACAUUUUUAUAUUCUAUAUUUAAUAUCCAGCUCACUGUGUUGACCAUGGGUGGAUUAUAUUUGAAGCACGUCGUGGUGGCAGCGCUGUGCUCCGUGCUGGCCACAGGGACGCUGGGGUUCCCGGUGGUGGGGCCAGAGCCGAUCCGAUGCGCCCCGUGUUCUCCGGAGAAGCUGAGCCAGUGUCCAGCGGUGGCACCCGGAUGCGCCGAGGUGUUGCGGGAACCCGGCUGUGGAUGCUGCCUCGCCUGCGCCCUGAAGGCUGAGGAGCUGUGCGGGAUCUACACGGCGCCGUGCGGCUCCGGACUGAGGUGCACCCCGAGACCCGGCGACCCCCGGCCGCUGCACUCCCUCACCCGGGGACAAGCCGUGUGCACGGAGAGCACUGAGCAGGAGCUGAUCCCCGAGCCCCAGACACAAGAUCAGGGAGAGCCAGAGGCAGAGAUGGACAACGUAGCCAUCGUCUCGGACCCCGGCUCCAGCCACUACCUCCCCGGCCACAGUAACCCCUUCGACCCGAGGGUUGCUCUCGACGCUCAGGAGAGCAUGAAAGCCAAACUCGUAGCCAUCCGCAAGAAACUGGUGGAACAGGGGCCCUGUCAUGUUGAGCUGCAGAGAGCCUUGGAUACAAUUGCCAAAUCCCAGCAGAAGUUAGGAGACAAAUUAACCAGAUUCUACCUCCCCAACUGUGACAAACACGGGCUCUACAAACCCAAACAGUGUGAAUCCUCUCUUGAUGGACAGAGUGGUCGAUGCUGGUGUGUGAGCUCCUGGAACGGAAAGAAGAUGUUAGGUUCCACCGACCUGCCUGCAGAAGCCGAGUGCCCUUAAAGAGAUCACCCUCUGAUGAAGAUCUCACAAACAAAAAAGAAGAAGCAAGCCACUGAUUUUCUUUCUAUUUUUUUGAUAGCUGUUUAUUUAUUGAUCCUGUCCAUGGUGGUGUUUAAUUCAGGUACACUGUCAUUGUGGGGUUUCUGGGUCCAAGCCACCCAAAAACCCCUCCCCCCUCCCUCCUCUUCAAACACCCGUCCAAAAGAGAAAAAGAAAAUCUAUUUUUGUUUUCUGAAAGAUUUUAAUAUUGUUGCAUUUACUUCUACUCUUUAGCCUUAUUUAUUUCAACAUUAUUUCAUUUGUUAUUUGUAAUUAUUUUAUGAGUAUUUAUAUCUUUUUUUUUUGCGUUAUUGUUAUUAUUAUAUUAUUAUUUUUGAUGGGUGUAUAAAGUGUAUAUAUGUAUCUUGUCCCUGAGGAACUCCACUGCUGAGUUGAGCUCGCUCUACCCUUAAAGGAGUUGUCUGGAGGUUUGGUUUGUGACAAACCAAGCAAGAACAAAAGCACUGAGUGACCAAAAGUCAUUUAGAAGUAUUUCUAAAUGUUGUUUUUAUGAUUCAUUUUCACAUUGUUGCCAUUGUUAUGGACUUUUUUGUUGUUAUUAUUGUGUUUUUUUAUUUUCUCAUGUGGCACACGAUCAGCUCUUGUAAGUGAAUGCAAAACUCUCAGUCCUUAAACAGUACUCAGAAAACAUUUCCCAUGGUUCCAUGGGGUUACAGUUAGCACGACAGGCGGUGCCACCCAUGCACCGCUUCUCACACGGGUAUUUCUACAUUAACCUACCUCCGAUAUUUAUGUGUCUGUUGUCAGUUGUGUUGAUGUAUAUGUCAAAAAAAGACUUGCUAUUUUACUUUUCAUGUCGCUGUUCUCUCUGACAAAGAACACAUGACCACAAAGAGCGCGUCCGCUCGACCUACAUGCUGCUGUUGGAGAGAUAAUUAUUGUUUAUGUGAGUCUAUUCCAAAGUGACUAACUGCUCAUAUGUACACUUUUGUAAUUGAGAUGUAAUGUAAGAAGAAAAAAAGGUGAUAUAUUUAAUAAAAACAUUAACCUCA